AUGCAAAUAAGUCCUAAACAUAUAGAGUUUGAGCGUAAGUACCUCAAUGGACUCGGUCCUAACAUUCAGCACCAUUCACAACUUCGGCCACGAGCUCCAUCACAAUCACCAACGAUUCGCAAACGAGUAUCGCUUUCAAACAUGGAUGUGUCUAUCAUAUUUCAGGGGCUUCCAAAGGAGCCUGCGAUUGGCACCAAGUGCAAAGACAAAUUCUUGAUCGUUUCUGUCCCAUGCUCUGAUGAUCUCGAUCCAAAAUCCGUUUCUACCAUAUGGCCAGAGCUUCAAUCCGAGGCAGGGUCUACCACCGAUGUGAAAGUCAAGGUGGUUUUCAACUACAGUAGUUUGACCAAUACUAUCCACGAAGAAUCUUCACAGCAAUCUAAAUCAGACGACAGGGACGCUGCUGUUCUGGCGGCAGCUCCAUUGGCUAAUGGCCACAGUGGUGCGGAUGAAAAACCCGUCUCCGAGAAGAAUGCGGUGAACUCCGACAAUGUGCUACAAGAGACCAUGCCUGCGGCCCCAUCUACCGCCACCAAUAAAGAAGCUGCUGCUGCCGCUGCUCCAGCUAAGCAGGAACCUGCCACUUCUACUUCUGCUUCCUCUUCCAAUGUGUACGUUGUGGCGGCGCUCUUAGUUGUUCUGGCCGUCUUGUACGCAAAAUUUCUGAUGUGA
This is a messenger RNA of Ogataea haglerorum, 672 nucleotides long. RefSeq lists its product as uncharacterized. Bases 1 to 672 code for a protein of 223 amino acids. Lineage: Eukaryota; Fungi; Ascomycota; Pichiomycetes; Pichiales; Pichiaceae. The transcript is spliced from 2 exons. The record is from RefSeq and is a predicted model, not a curated record.